Molecule: messenger RNA, 1306 nt
Organism: Syngnathus acus (greater pipefish)
Lineage: Eukaryota; Metazoa; Chordata; Actinopteri; Syngnathiformes; Syngnathidae
Product: limulus clotting factor C-like
Exons: 12
Coding region: 212-1306 (364 amino acids)
Molecular function (GO): signaling receptor activity
Source: RefSeq, a predicted model, not a curated record
GUGGGUGGACCUUCAUCACACGUUCUGGUUCCCGCUUCUAGGAAAGACAGCAAAACCCCAGCUGCUACAUGACGGCUACAAGGAGAAACUUUUCUGCCAAGUCGAUUGGAAAGUCCUUGAAUGUCCUGAUGAAAGAGUCAUCCGCGUACAGUCGGCUUUCCAUGGACGGAGGCGUAGCGACGUCUGUCCGAGUGGCGCCGCCAGAUCAGGCAUGUGUCUUGACAGUCUGGGCAUCGCUGAUGGGACAAUCCCAGACUCCUCCUUUUCAGCCUCUUCCUCUGCGAUCAAUGCCGAACCUCACAAAGCGCGUCUGGGGGGCAGCGGUUGCUGGAGACCCUCCGAAAUGUUCGGCAGCUGGAUCCAGGUGAACCUCGGUCAGAGGUUCAAGGUGACGGGCAUUGUGACCCAGAGCUGUACAUACCAAUUGGAAAGUUCCACGCUAUUUGAGUUGGAGUUCAGUAUUGACGGAGUGAAUUGGUAUCGCCCCCCAGAGCAGCCUUUUCUGGGGACGUACAUGCUAACCAGGCUCGUGUUCGCCCAGUACGUCCGCCUCCUGCCAACGUUUUUUGGCCUUCGCUUUGACGUCUUAGGGUGCAUGCCUGACGACACCUCUCGCGACAUCUUAUGCAGCAGCACAGCCACCAGCCUCGGCCUCGACGGUUCAAUGACGGUCCGGUGCCCGCCGGGCUGCGCCCAAACCUACAAGGUCUACGGAACACAGAUCUACAAACAAGAGUCAAACAUCUGCGCGGCUGCCAUUCACUCGGGCCUCAUUGAGAACGCGAUUGGAGGAAUUGUGACUUUGCUGAAGAGAGACCCACAGGAGGCCUACAACAGCUCCGCCAGAAACGGGAUCACCUCGAAAUCUUACACUUUUGCUGACAAGGAGCCGAGAUGCUUGGAUUCUGAAUGGGAGGAGUUUGCGGACUUCUGCUACAAACGUUUCGAUGAGAGAAAGACGUGGUACGGCGCUCGACAAGCCUGCUACCGUCUGAAUGCCAAGCUGGUGUCCAUUCGCUCCAAGGUUGAGCGGGAUUGGCUGCAAGACCUCGUGAUGUCAGCCCCCGGCAACACGUGGAUCGGACUGAACGCCCUGGCGGUUCCCGGCAAAUUCGUGUGGUCGGACCACCAGAAGGUGACCUUAACCAACUGGGCUCCGGGAGAACUUGCCCGCCAAUUGGAGAAUUGCGUGGCCACCUUGAGCCAGUCUGGCAAAUGGAAGAGGAUGUCCUGCGCGCAACUCAACGGCUACAUGUGUAAGAUGCCCACAGACCGUUAUGCGCUGGAUGGAAAAGGCUUAUUAUGA